This is a messenger RNA of Trichoderma breve, 3999 nucleotides long. RefSeq lists its product as uncharacterized. NCBI's taxonomy places the organism in Eukaryota, Fungi, Ascomycota, Sordariomycetes, Hypocreales, Hypocreaceae. The record is from RefSeq and is a predicted model, not a curated record. The transcript is spliced from 2 exons. Gene Ontology annotation, biological process: regulation of transcription by RNA polymerase II. Gene Ontology annotation, cellular component: nucleus. Gene Ontology annotation, molecular function: zinc ion binding; DNA-binding transcription factor activity, RNA polymerase II-specific; RNA polymerase II transcription regulatory region sequence-specific DNA binding. Bases 1 to 3999 code for a protein of 1332 amino acids.
AUGGCGGAGGCGACAACGGAAGGAGCCAGCGGCGCCUCUUCUUAUAGGAAAGCAAUUGUCGUCGCGGCCGGUUUGUCCUUUGUCGAAUAUUCGCUCAAUACAAAGGCCGGUUUCACCGCUAUCCGCCUCACUUCGACUAUGGCGUUGGAAACAGUUAACAAUGAGAUGCUCGCGCGCACUUGGGCUUGUGUGUCUGGUCCAGAGGCCAAGAAUCCCGUUUUCAACAAGAAAUUCGACAGUCUAGAGAGCUUUACUGCGACUUUCAACUAUGCGAAUCUUCGGUUUCCGCCUGGUUUAUUAGCAACAAUGAACGCACCGUCGCCGCCCUCAAUCGAAUUCUUCAAAAAGCUACCUGUUGAUGGACGUGACCGUUGGGGUGUUUAUGCAAUCGUCCUUAAGAAACCCGACUGCAUCCCGCACCUUUAUAUCGGCUCAGGUACUGGAGCUAGACGGGGUCUUCUAGCUCGACUACGGCAGUACGACAACGGUACAAGCAUUUCAAAGCUUGUUCGCAAGCGCCUUGCCGAUGAGUAUGAGAUUACAUACAAGGGAAUACUUUGCUGGCUACCCAUUCCCUCUGCCGACGACGUUCCUAGGCUACGACUUCUUGUUAUCGCUUUGGAAGCAACGUUUUCUUUCAUUUUCUGGGCAAUGCAAUCGAGAAAGAAAGAUUACAAGAUGGGUUCUUACUGCCCUUGGCCGCGGGAUUCGUUCACUUACCACGGACUCUGUACACACAACGCACUCUUUGAGGCCAUUGUCGGCGACCUUAAGCUGUCACCAGAAGAGCUAAAGGUUUUAGCCCGCAUUAGAGAUGAGCGAGAACGUCAGUAUCGAAGGCUACCAGAAGUCCUGAAAAGAGCACGGGAGCGAAAACGUGCCCGGAUGCCUGAGGUGAAGGAACGAGAGCAACGGCGAAGACGCGAAAGGGCGAAAUUGCCGGCCGUCAAAGAGAGGACACGGCAAUAUCGACGCUGGUAUGAGAAUUUGCCAGAAGAGAAGAUCAAAAGGCGAGAGCGACAACGACGGCGCCAGCGCCAGCGGCGAUUGCUUCGAGAGGCCCAGAAAAGGGCACAAAAGCAGAACCGUGAGGGCGAUGUCAAGCAGAUAUUCCUCCAACGACCGAAGCGACGAUUGUCCCUGGAGGGCAAAGAAAAGGAGCUGCAACGAUUGCGGAAGAGAAUGAAGCUGCCAGGCGCAAAAGAGAAAAAACGAGAGCAGUUUCGUAAGUGGCUAAAGAGACCAGGAGUCCGCCGGAGAAUAAACCAGCGACGACGUGAGCGAUACCAAUUAGACCCUGGAUUUAAUCUCGAUAUGCGAAACCGAGCUGGCCAAUACCAAAAGCGAAAGUUCAAAGAGAAGGAAACUAAACGGGUGCUGAAAAACAUGAAGCAAUACGAAGCUGGACAACACGAUGUCUCUACGUUGGCCGAAGGAGCAAAAUACAGCUGUGCAAUCUGCAGAUAUGGUUUUCGAAGCCGUUCUGCACUAGCUAAACAUAGGGCAACGCCAGGACAUCAACGCAGACUCGCUAUAGCAAAUGAGUUCUUUGGCAGCGCUGCCCUGAACCCCAUUGACGACACUGCUUUUGACCGCAUUGACGGCACCGACCUCACCACAAUUAGCAACAGCCCGGAUGCACAGGCCGUUGCCGCCUAUAAAUACCACUGCAACCUUUGCAACUAUUGGUGCAAAACGAAGGACUACCUGGAUCACCACAAGAAAAGCAAGGGCCACUUGAUAAAGGAGGCCGAAGCCGGUGGUAGUCCAGGGGCUGCUAUUACAUACGCCUACUACUGCGACCUCUGUGGUUAUUCAACAAACAUCCCUGGGAGUUUAAAGUCGCAUAAAAAAACCAAGGCUCACUUGGCAAAGGAGGCCGAAGUCAGGCGUAGUACCAAUGGCAAUACCAACGCUGACAACGACGCCAAUGGCGAGACAGAGGCCGCUGUUACGUGGAAAUACUCUUGCAACCUCUGUGACUAUUCAACAAACCUCAAAAGGAAUUUCGACGCCCACAACAAAACCAAGGCUCACCUGGUAAAAAAAGCCAAGGCUUAUGGCACUGCGAACAUUGAUGCUAAUGCCGAAACCAAUGGUGAGACAGACGCCGCUGUUGUGUUAAAAUACUCUUGCAACCUCUGCGACUAUUCAACCAACCGCAAAGGGGAUUUCAACGUCCACAACAAAACCAAGGCUCACCUGGUAAAAGAAGCCAAGGCUUAUGGCAGUGCUAACACUGAUGCCAAUGCCGAAACCAAUGGUGAGACAGACGCCGCUGUUGUGUUCAAAUACUCUUGCAACCUCUGCGACUAUUCGACCAACCGCAAAGGGGAUUUCGAUGUCCACAACAAAACUAAAGGUCACCUGGUAAAAGAAGCCAAGGCUGCGAACACUGAUGCCAACGCCGAAACCAAUAGUGAGACAGACGCCGUUGUUGUGUUUAAAUACAAUUGCAGCCUCUGUGGCUUUUCAACGAACCUCGGUGAGGAGUUUGGGCGCCAUAACGCAACUCAGACUCACUUGGCAAGGGAGGCCGAGGCCACGCUCAAUGCCACUGGCGAGACCGACGUCAACGCCGACGUUGAUGCAGAUGCCGCUGCUGUUGUGUUCAAAUACAAUUGCAGCCUCUGUGACUUUUCGACCGACGUCAAAAAGAAGUUCGGACGACAUAACGCAACCAAGGCUCACCGAGCAAAAGAGGCCGAGGCCCGCCUCAAUGCCACUGGCGAGACCGACGUCAACGCCGACGUUGAUGCAGACGCCGCCGCUGUUGUGUUCAAAUACAAUUGCAGCCUCUGCAACUAUUCGACCUACGAAAGUUCCACAUUGAAACGCCAUAAAAGAAGCAAGGCUCACCGAGCAAAAGAGGCCGAGGCCCGCCUCAAUGCUAUUGGCGACGCCGAAGUCAACGCCGAAGUCAACGCCGACAUAGAUGCAGAGGCCGCUAUUGUGGAUGAAUAUCAUUGCAGCCUCUGCAACUAUUCAUGUCAUAUGAAGCACAGCAUGAAACGCCAUGAAACGACCAAGGCACACUUAGCGAAAGAGGCCGAGGCUAGGCGAAACAACAACACUGGCGCCGAUGUUGAUGCAGAGGCCCCUAUUGUGUAUGACUUCCACUGCAGUUUCUGUGACUAUUCGACUAUGAACAAGGAGAGCUUCGAACACCAUAAGCAAGGCAAGCGCCACUUAGAAAAGGAGGCCGAGGCUAGGCGCAACGAAGAAGGCGACGCAGAGGCUAGUGUUGUUUAUAAACACAAUUGCAGCGUCUGUAACUAUUCGACCAACAUCAAACCCGAGUUUGAACGCCAUGGAAGAACCAAAGCUCACUUGGCAAAAGAGGCUGAGGCCAGACAUGACAGCGACGUUGACGCCGAUGUUAACGCAGAAGCCCUUGUUGUUUACAAAUACCAUUGUAGCCUUUGCAACUAUUCGGCUAUUGAGAAGACCGCCUUGGAUCGCCAUAACAGAACCAAGGGUCACUUGGCAAAAGAAGCCGAAGCCAGAGGCAGCGACGACGAGGAGCCAGAGGCCGUUGUGUAUAAACACAACUGCAACCUCUGCGGUUAUUCGACUAAUGCGAUAGACACUUUCCAACGCCAUAAAAUAUCCAGGAGUCACUUGGCAAAAGAAGCCGAAGCCAGAGGCAGCGACGACGAGGAGCCAGAGGCCGUUGUUUACAAACACCAUUGCAGCCUGUGUAACUAUUCGACGAAUGACAUAAACUGCCUGCAACAGCAUCACAGAACCAAGGGUCACUUGGCAAAAGAAGCCGAAGCCAGGGGCGGCGAUGAGAAUGACCCAGAGGUCGUUGUUGUGUAUAAGCAUUCCUGCAACUUCUGCGACUACUCAACUAAUGACAAUGGCUCCUUUAACCGUCAUAAAAAGUCCAAGGCUCACGUGGAGAAGGAAACAAUUGCCAGACUUAUUAUUAACGCCAGCCUUAACGCCAGUAGCGAUGCCAACGCUGCUGUCGAAGCAACUUUACAAUCGGUAUAA